Xylona heveae TC161 is the source of this 1960-nucleotide messenger RNA. RefSeq names its product S-adenosyl-L-methionine-dependent methyltransferase. The transcript has 4 exons. The record is from RefSeq and is a predicted model, not a curated record. The coding region runs from base 468 to 1622 and encodes 384 amino acids. Lineage: Eukaryota; Fungi; Ascomycota; Xylonomycetes; Xylonales; Xylonaceae.
UUUUGAUCCUGCUAAGUGGCUCUUCGAUUUUAUGGAUCUCACUGUGCUGUCGAUGCCCUUCAAAGCAUUUGUGCUAGCACUCGCCCUGUCUGGUUUUGCCUGUUCCUGGCUAGCGGAGAGGUGGGUGUUCCCGCAUUUAGCGAGCGCGAUCGGCAAGGCGAAGACGGCUCUCCUCCCUUUGCCGCCCAAAAAGCGAAAGGAGUACAAAAUAUUGAAGGACGAAAUGUGCCAGUCGUGAGUUGCUAUCAAUCGAGCGUGUUGGUUUUGGAUUGAAAGGAGAAACAGGGUUAGGCCAGCUGGCGGUUGUAUAUAAGUGUAUAACGUAACCAUUAAUUUAUCUUUGGCAACAAAUAGUAAGGAUCUAUGCAGCCAGCGAGUGUAGGAUAUUUUUCAUGACGUCAACAUAUUGGAGAUCGAUCUCAAUUCACGAUGCAAAUGGGGAGGAGCUGCAAAAUUGACGAUGCCCGAUGGCUCCAAAAUACAACACUUUGACUUGUGACAGAUUACAGAAGAGAGGGCUACUUCAGGCUCACCUAAAUCAUACAGACGCAACUGCCUGCAUUCGGUCCCAUAUGAUCCUUCAUUUGUCAAGAAACUACAUGGAUACAGACUGGCUCAUUGACGGCGGUUUUCUGCCGGAGUUUGUCAUACGGCUAGGAAUUCGGCGCCAAUUGAGAGACCGUAUCGAAUGCCUUAAGAGUGCCUCCACAGCGGAACAAUAUGCGCGAAAGAUGGAUUACAUUGACCAAAGUCGCAAUAAUCAAAUUGCAAUUCAUACUCAUAAAGCCAAUACACAACAUUACGAAGUCGACGCAGGCGUGCUUGCUGCAUGUCUCGGGCCACGGAUGAAAUACUCAUGUUGCCUGUACCCUACAGGAGCUGAGAGUUUAGGUGAAGCAGAGUCGGCUAUGCUCGACAGCUAUAUACACAAGGCUGAUUUAAGGAACGGUCAAAAAAUCUUGGAUUUAGGCUGUGGCUGGGGAUCUGCUGCACUUUAUUUUGCGCACAAGUUUCCGAACGCCCACGUCGUCGCUUUAUCAAAUUCGAAAUCUCAAAAAGAAUUUAUUGAACAGAAGGCUUUGAACGCUGGAUUGACCAAUCUCAAAGUUUUGACAGCUGAUGUGGCAAUUUAUGAAUUGGAAAGGAAUUACUUUGAUCGAAUUAUAUCAAUUGAGCUCUUCGAGCACAUGAAGAAUUACGAGAGCUUGCUUCAAAAGCUCUCUGGUGCAUUGACGGUUGGGGGAAAGCUUUUUGUGCACCUUUUCUGUCACAAGAAUACACCCUACGACUUCGAAGAUGGCUGGAUGAGUCAAAACUUCUUCACUGGUGGGACAAUGCCAUCUGCAGACUUGCUUCUCUACUUUCAGAAGGAUCUUACCCUUCGACAUCAGUGGUGGAUUUCGGGCACGCAUUACGCCAGGACAUGCGAGGAUUGGCUUUCAAAAUUGUGCCGCAAUCGAGUUGAUGUAUGGCCGCACUUAGUUUCAACUUACGGCUCUGAGAACGCCCUCGUCUGGUAUCGAAGGUGGCAAGUCUUUUAUAUGGCCUGCGCGGAAUUAUUUGCUUUUGAUGGAGGUGAAACUUGGGGAGUAUCGCAUUAUUUAUUUGAAAAGACAAAGUAACGCCCUGGUUACAAAAGAAAUUGCCGGCGGGCAUGGCUCCACGCCCAUGCUUUCUAAGCGUUGCUACAGUAGUUAUAUAGGAAAUCCUUGGCUCACUCGAGCGGACUAUCGCACAGAGAAUCCGUGAAUAUAAAAAGAAUGAAAGCUAUAAAUAACUCUUCAAUUGUUCACGAGGUCAUAGAACGGUCGAAUGCGGAUUCAGCAACCAGCUCUUCUCGAGUCCUCUCGUGACAAAAGUGCCAUUGUAUCAAUGAUCCCAAGGAUGCUUCAGACCCAGAAGAGCUGGACCAUCUCUUUUAGCCCGGUACAUCAACUUACAAUGAAUUAGCAGCGUCAAU